AUUUGAUACAGGUAAUUUGAGGCGAUGUAGUAUUAAACAACAUUUAAUUAAGCCUUCCUAAUUCUCUGUUUGGGUAUUUUUUGUAGCUAACUGCCAAACCACCACAAAUUUCAAGUUUCCAUUUUUAACUCUUCAACUUCAACACAACAAAUUUAUUUGCCUUUUUUUUUCCAAUGCUUAAUUGUGCAUAACCACUUGCUGCUAUAUCUUCUUAGGCGGUUUCAUUCCGAGGUUUGACUGCUAUUUUUCAGUAAAAUGCCCCAAAUUGGACUUGUUUCUGCUGUCAACUUGAGAGUCCAAGGUAAUUCAGCUUAUCUUUGGAGCUCGAGGUCUUCUUUGGGAACUGAUAGUCAAGAUGGUUGCUCGCAAAGGAAUUCGUUAUGUUUUGGUGGUAGUGACUCAAUGAGUCAUAGGUUAAAGAUUCGUAAUCCCCAUUCCAUAACGAGAAGAUUGGCUAAGGAUUUCCGGCCUUUAAAGGUUGUUUGCAUUGAUUAUCCAAGGCCAGAGCUAGACAAUACAGUUAACUAUUUGGAGGCUGCAUUCUUAUCAUCAUCAUUCCGAUCUUCUCCGCGCCCAACCAAACCACUGGAGAUUGUUAUUGCUGGUGCAGGUUUGGGUGGUUUGUCUACAGCAAAAUAUUUGGCAGAUGCUGGUCACAAACCAAUACUGCUGGAGGCAAGGGAUGUUCUAGGUGGAAAGGUAGCUGCAUGGAAAGAUGAUGAUGGAGAUUGGUAUGAGACUGGUUUGCACAUAUUCUUUGGGGCUUACCCAAAUAUGCAGAACCUAUUUGGAGAAUUAGGGAUAAAUGAUCGAUUGCAAUGGAAGGAACAUUCGAUGAUAUUUGCAAUGCCAAACAAGCCAGGAGAAUUCAGCCGCUUUGAUUUCCCCGAAGCUUUACCUGCUCCUUUAAAUGGAAUUUUGGCAAUCCUAAAGAACAAUGAAAUGCUUACAUGGCCAGAAAAAGUCAAAUUUGCAAUUGGACUCUUGCCAGCAAUGCUUGGUGGGCAAUCUUAUGUUGAAGCUCAAGACGGGAUAAGUGUUAAGGACUGGAUGAGAAAACAAGGUGUGCCGGAUAGGGUGACGGAUGAGGUGUUCAUCGCCAUGUCAAAGGCACUUAACUUCAUAAAUCCUGAUGAGCUUUCGAUGCAGUGCAUCUUGAUCGCGUUGAACAGAUUUCUUCAGGAGAAACAUGGUUCAAAAAUGGCCUUUUUAGAUGGUAAUCCUCCUGAGAGACUUUGCAUGCCGAUUGUUGAACAUAUCGAGUCAAAAGGUGGACAAGUCAGACUGAACUCACGAAUAAAAAAGAUUGAGCUGAAUGAGGAUGGAAGUGUCAAGUGUUUUAUACUGAACGAUGGUAGUACAAUUGAGGGAGAUGCUUUUGUGUUUGCGACUCCAGUGGAUAUUUUCAAGCUUCUUUUGCCUGAAGACUGGAAAGAGAUUCCAUAUUUCCAAAAGUUGGAGAAGUUAGUUGGAGUACCUGUGAUAAAUGUCCAUAUAUGGUUUGACAGAAAACUGAAGAACACAUCUGAUAAUUUGCUCUUCAGCAGAAGCCCACUGCUCAGUGUGUAUGCUGACAUGUCCGUCACAUGUAAGGAAUAUUACGACCCCAACAAGUCCAUGUUGGAAUUGGUCUUUGCGCCUGCAGAAGAGUGGGUAUCUCGCAGUGACUCUGAAAUUAUUGAUGCUACAAUGAAGGAACUAGCAAAGCUAUUUCCUGAUGAAAUUUCGGCGGAUCAGAGCAAAGCAAAAAUAUUGAAGUAUCAUGUUGUCAAAACUCCAAGGUCUGUAUAUAAAACUGUGCCAGGUUGUGAACCCUGUCGGCCCUUGCAAAGAUCCCCUGUAGAGGGGUUUUAUUUAGCUGGUGACUACACGAAACAGAAAUACUUGGCUUCAAUGGAAGGUGCUGUCUUAUCAGGAAAGCUUUGUGCACAAGCUAUUGUACAGGAUUACGAGUUACUUGUUGGCCGGAGCCAGAGGAAGUUGGCAGAAACAAGUGUAGUUUAGCCUAGUGGAGCUAUUGUGUUGCUGAAUUGGAGGUGUACAAAACAUAUACAUGAACAGUACAAGAGUGAACCAAGUGGGAGAAAUGUUACCUAAUUCAGGGGACAAGCUCCUAUACAAAAAGGAUGACUUGUUGAAGAUUAGCAUUCUUUAAUCACAAGUUUAAUAUAUAUGCAUCACCUUCUUUUCUUCUUCUA
Messenger RNA from Capsicum annuum, 2198 nucleotides. RefSeq names its product 15-cis-phytoene desaturase, chloroplastic/chromoplastic. The record is from RefSeq and is a predicted model, not a curated record. Lineage: Eukaryota; Viridiplantae; Streptophyta; Magnoliopsida; Solanales; Solanaceae. The transcript has 15 exons. Gene Ontology annotation, cellular component: chloroplast thylakoid. Gene Ontology annotation, molecular function: phytoene dehydrogenase activity. The coding region runs from base 256 to 2004 and encodes 582 amino acids. Gene Ontology annotation, biological process: carotenoid biosynthetic process.